CACACACACCCCCCCCAAAAAAACAAAAAAAGUGAAAGAAACUAGAAUGAUGCUGUCCAAACACCAUUAAAAAAGGAGAGGCCUACCCUCCUACCCUCCAUUCUAUACCAUUCCAAAUACUUCCUCAAACUUUCUUCUUCCACAGCCAAGAGUAAUUUGUAAAAAGAAGCAAAAACAAGAGAAUAAAGCGCAAAUGAUAGAGUUUAAAAAGUUAUAACACAGGAGGGUCUUGAAUGGAGGUGGGCUAUGUUUUCUAACCAAUGGAGUUGAAUAACAAAAAACUGCCGAGUCUCAUAGAGAGGGCAUGGGCUUUGCACGACAGGUUGAACCAUGAAAUCGACGACAGUAUCAGCUUCUGCAGGUAUUGUUCAGACCAUGGUCGCUAUUGUGAUAUUGGGCAGACCCCAUUUCUGGAAAGGAAGAGGUUGAUUGCCAUCAGAGAUUCACUCAACCAAGUUGAGAACACGCUUUUGCAUUUGCAGAAAUUGCAGUCUUGGCAGCUGAAAGAUAGGCAAUUGGCCCUUAGUCGAUUGGAGCAAACCAGAUCAUGUCUCAUAAAACAAGUAACACAAUAUGAAGGAAGACCCCUGGAUGUGGUGAAAGAGUUAAGUGCUUGCUUUGGCAAUGAUCAUGAGAAUAGAACCUCAAUUGACAGGGAUGUGGAGGAAAGUGUUAAGAAAAAUGAAGGUGAAAGCUCGAGGAGAAGGAUAUCUGGUUUCCUCAUUUGCUGCAUUAGAGUUUUAUUCAGGCCCUGGAAGUGGCAGAAUGCUGUUGGAAUUGCAGUAAAUUUAAUUCUGAUAUCAGCCAGCCUUUCGUCUACCAUCAAGUUUUAUCACUCCAAGCAACAACCUUAUAGUAAUUCACAAAGAAAAACCAUUGUUUCAGCUACGUAUUCAAAAGAAAAAGCAGCAGAAAAAUUAGAUAGUUUGUUGACUAUCUCAAAGAUGCCUUUGGAUGUGUUUUGUGGCAGGGGAUGAUUGUUACAUCAUUCAUCAUUAAUAUAAGAUGAAUUACAGCUCAAUUUCUUCACUAUUUUUUUUAUAAUGAUAUAUAGUCCAUUCAAGGACGAUGUACAUGUAAAAGAACAUGAUGAGCUUGGUAUUGGAAACCAUUUUUAGCUGUACUUAUAAUUCGGACUGUAGUAGUUGAACUUCCGUUCCAUACCAAACAUGCUUUUUAACUAACAGGGUGCACAUCGAUUUUUUUUA
Messenger RNA from Gossypium raimondii (Peruvian cotton), 1208 nucleotides. RefSeq lists its product as uncharacterized. Bases 261 to 977 code for a protein of 238 amino acids. Gene Ontology annotation, biological process: chloroplast fission. The record is from RefSeq and is a predicted model, not a curated record. Lineage: Eukaryota; Viridiplantae; Streptophyta; Magnoliopsida; Malvales; Malvaceae. The transcript is spliced from 2 exons.